Molecule: messenger RNA, 2051 nt
Organism: Carassius carassius (crucian carp)
Lineage: Eukaryota; Metazoa; Chordata; Actinopteri; Cypriniformes; Cyprinidae
Product: WD repeat-containing protein 31-like
Exons: 10
Coding region: 534-1562 (342 amino acids)
Molecular function (GO): protein binding
Source: RefSeq, a predicted model, not a curated record
AAUGUGCGUCUGCGUUUGUCUCGUGGGGUGUUAUAGCAGAUGCAUGGGUUAAAAGCGAUGUUGUAUGUUUGUCAUGCAAUUCUUGCUGGUUUGCCUUCGACAGAGCAGUGUAUUCUGCACCGGCACAUCUCUCUCUCUCUCUCUCUCUCUCUCUCUCUCUCUCUCUCUCUCUCUGUGUGUGUGUGUGUGUGUGUGUGUGUAGCUGUCUCAUAUCUGAAGGUAAAUUGCAGGAGAUGGAUACAUUGGUUUGGCCGAAUAUUGUCAUAUUGCAUCCUACUAGUUACCUAAUGCGAUGAGGCACUAAUGCAAUUAAUAGGAUUCAGGUCGCCCUCCCUGUCUUCCUGUAGCUCUCAGAAGCAAGCUGUGUCCAUACAUAACUGAACCCAGUACAUAACUGAUUACCAGCUUAUGCUAGAGACAACAUCAGCAUCUGUUCUUGGCAGAUCCCAAAAGAGUCUGAAGAUGAAGUCUUGCGCUGUGGAGAGAUGAGUAAGACAUCCUGAAAUCGGGUGAUUGGACACCCAUAUAUAAGCAUGGGGAAACUGCAGAGCAAGUUCCGGAGGCGCUCGGACCUUUACAAGGCCAAAGAAGGGGCGGAGCCUGCACCUGUGCACCAGGUAGUGCAUUAUGAACCCGCUCACACAGAUGCCAUCAACUGUGUCAUCAGCUUGACCUCUGACCUGUGCGUGUCAGGAGGGCAUGACCAGGCUGUUGUUGUCUAUGAAUGGAGAGCUGGAAAACGGUGUAAAUCUUUCCGGGGCCACAGCAGAGAGAUUACAAAGCUAUGCUGUUUUAAAGGAAGUUCCUUGAUCUUCAGUGCGUCCCGUGAUAAGACGGUGCUGAUGUGGGAUCUGGGUCGAGAUACAGAACCCGUCCAGGAGUUUUGUGGCCAUGAGCUUGUAGUUAAUGGGGUAGCGGUAAGCCCAGAUGGCUCAAAGCUAUGCACGGGCUCUCGUGAUAACUCCAUGCGCCUCUGGGACAUUGAGUCAGGAGAAUGUCUGCAAAAACACGCCAUCUCACGUAACCUGGUGACUCAUGUGUGCUGGGUACCAGGAAGCACAUCUAUUGUCCAAACCUCAGAAGACAAGACGAUAAGGGUGUGGGAUAGCCGUUCCUGGCAGGUCACUAACACUUUUCCGGCAAAGCAGCACAUCCAGACACACUGUGACAUCAGUUCCAACUGUUACCACCUGCUGUCGUCCAGCAAUGGUUUCGGUGGUCAGGGUAGUGAGGCCACGCUGUGGGACCUCAGACAGCCCGGCUGUAAAGUGGCCGAAUACAGAGGACACCUGCAAACCACAGCAUGCUGCGUGUUUGUGCCUCCCCGUUCCGGAUAUCCUGCUCUCGUGGCGUCAUCGUCAUAUGACAGCUCAGUAAAAAUAUGGGAUCAGAACACUGCAGCGUGUUUGUACACGUUAACGCUGGACGGUUCAGGGCCCUUGGUGUCUCUGGCUCCGUGUGACUCCAGCAGUCUCCUGUGUGCCAGUUUUAACUCAGGACUGCACCAGCUGCAUCUAGAUCAGGGAGCAGUGCCCAGCCUCACUGAAGUGGCUCGCUUCUGACGUCUAUCUGGACCACCUGAAAAAUCUAACUGAACAAACAAACAUAUUUAAUACCUGGAACUCCUGGAAAUGAGAAUGCACACUACAGUAUGUAGACACUCUAUUCUUAUUAAAGGAAUAGGUCAAAAAUUAACAUUUGCUGAAAAUGUACUCAUCUUCAGGCCAUCCAAGAUAUAGAUGAGUUUGUUUUUUCAUCUGAACCGAUUUGGAGAAAUGUAGCACUGCAUCACGAUCCUUUGCAGUGAAUGGGUGCCGUCAGAAUGACAGUCCAAACAGCUGAUAAAAACAUCAUAAUAAUCCACAAGAAAUCGGCGUGUUUAUAAUAAAUCCUUUAAGAUAUUUUUAACUUCAAACCUUAAAAUUGCAUUAAGCCAAAAUAUGAGUCCUCUUUCCAUAACAUCGCAUUCUUCAGUGGAAAAAGUAGUCUCAUCUGAAUCCAAUGAAGUUCAAGUAUUGUUUACAAGCAUUAGAAUUUCUAAAUAAUAAAUA